Molecule: messenger RNA, 1291 nt
Organism: Perkinsus marinus ATCC 50983
Lineage: Eukaryota; Perkinsozoa; Perkinsida; Perkinsidae
Product: Thermitase, putative
Exons: 1
Coding region: 33-1040 (335 amino acids)
Biological process (GO): proteolysis
Molecular function (GO): serine-type endopeptidase activity
Source: RefSeq, a predicted model, not a curated record
ACAAUUUGUCUCCCUUCUCCCUUUGAUUCGUUAUGACCAUAUUUUACUUCAUCCCGUUCGGCCUCGUCUACGUCAUAGCUGCAGUGGUCGGCUCUGACCAUUUCCGUGGACUUGACCCCCUGAACGGCAGUCCGAACGAUGAAUACUAUCCCCAGCAGAAGGCUUACCUGGAGGCCAUAUCUGUACCAAAGGCUUGGGACAUCCUGGACUCUACUUCCAAGAGGACACCUGUAACCAUCGCCGUUAUCGACGAUGGUGUCCAAGCCGAUCAUCCCGACUUGCAAGGGACUGUCAUAAAGGGCUAUAACGUUAUUGAUAAGAAUACUGAUACCCAUCCUCGAGGACCGCAUGGAACUAUGAUGGCUGGGAUUGCUGGUGCUAUUAGGAACAACAAGAUUGGUAUCGCGGGUAUCGCUGACCAUCUCCGCAUCCUACCUAUCUAUAUAGGCGUUAAGCCGGCUCUCGAUCCUGGUGUGGCUGCGUUUGAAUAUCUUAUCGCGAAGAGGUCGGAUGUGCGAGUGAUUCUGUUCUCGCUGGGAUUCAAAAUCAACUAUCCCCCCCUAUUGCAUAAGAUUCUGGAAGCCGUGUCCGCUGGCAUGCUAGUUGUUGUACCUGCAGGAAAUGCUCACCUAGAUUUGGACACGGCAGAAUACUAUCCUUGUUCGCUCAACGAACCCUAUAUGGACGGCGUUAUCUGUGCGGCUGCGACAAAUGGUACAAAAAUGCAGCUGGACGACGAAAGCAAUUUUGGUUCACCUGUUGACAUCGCCGCACCUGGUUACCGAUUACUAACAACUGCUCCCAAUGGGGAGUAUGUUAAGAUUACAGGUACCUCAGGAGCUGCGGCCAUCAUAGCAGGUGUAGCUGGAAUGCUCUAUAGUCUUGAAGCUUCUCAGCAUACUAAACUGACCCCAGGUUAUAUACGUAGUAUCAUCAAGAAAACGGCCACGGCAGGCGUGAUGGAUAACAAAAGGAAGAAGUUUCUUACUUUCGGCCGCGUGAAUGCUGAGGCGGCUGUGCGGGAAAUACUUAAAAAGUAGAUGAUUGCUCCCAUCAAGGUCCUGUCCCAGUGAUGACCGAAUCAUCUCCAGAUAUGUCAAAUCAUUUCAGAUAGUUAUGGGCUUUUUUCAUACUAGUAUUUAUUUUUGAUUCGCAUAUGGAUUAUUAUAGAGUAUGUAAUUUGAUAUCACAAGUGGCGGUGAAGUCGGAUCAGCUUAGCUGACGACUCACUUCCAAUUCCGUUCUCGAUCUAUCAACUCACCUUCGCCCCCUACUUUUCGCGAGAACCCAC